Lethenteron reissneri (Far Eastern brook lamprey) is the source of this 2464-nucleotide messenger RNA. RefSeq names its product transmembrane protein 125 (gene TMEM125). Lineage: Eukaryota; Metazoa; Chordata; Hyperoartia; Petromyzontiformes; Petromyzontidae. The record is from RefSeq and is a predicted model, not a curated record.
GGAAACGGUGUUGUUGCGUUGUGUUGCACGGCAAAUCAUUAACCCCGGACGAGACUUUGGUCUCGUCAACUCAGCCGGUGCGGUGUCCGUAACCCAUUCCUGCGCAGCGACAUCGUCCGCGCGCCUCCCGCGACAGCGCCAUGUCCGAGCCGGCAGGAGACACCGACACCGACGUGGAUGCGGCGGCCGCCAACGGCGGGGGUCUCCCGCAAGGCCGUGGCGCUGCGCCCCCGCCAAACCCGGACCCCCUGGAGGGCGACGUGGACCUCUGGUGGUUUGAGAAGCCCCGGAGCUCCACCCUGUGCUUUUUCGCGUCGGUGGGUCUCUCCGUCGCUUGCAUGAUCGGGGCCGUCGUCAUCAUCGUCGAUGUCUCGUACGCCCAGGUGAACUGGCAGUUUGGCGCGGCCAUCUUCCUCUGCAUGUGGAGCUUCCUGGUGGUCUUCAAGCUGCUGGUCAUCUCCACCGUGCAUCACAUGAGCUUCGUCUAUAGGAGGUCAACCGUGAGCUUCCUGAUGGACGGAGGAGGCCUCGAUGUCAUCAUCUUCCUGCUGAGCGGAGCCGGCGGCGUCAUAGCGGGCUCUGCGAUGCUCGUUGUCGCGCAACAGAGAAACUCCGGGGCGGCCGCCUGGACAGCCAUGCACGGGGUCGCGGUCGUCCUCCUCGCCGGUGGCGGCAUCAUCCUCGUGGCCACGGUGGUGUACGGCGUCACGACACGCGCCUUCGUGCUGCUGGCCUCGUGCAUGGUGCUCACGACAAGGCGGCUCCUGGCCAGGCUCGCCACGACCAGGGAGGGCCCCGCGGCCACGCAGCCCGUUGAACAAACGGCCAGCACGGCCAACCUGGUCGUGUAGCGGACAAACGGUGAUGACCCUCUGAUAGGCAACCACGCAUCACCACUCACCGUGGUGUUAUCCGGUAAUAGCACAACAUCGAACGAGGGUUUACCCCAAGCCAGCCAGAUGGCUGCUCAGUAUAGAGCGAGCGACUCACAUUUGGAAGAUUGGAAGUUAAAAUCCUGGUAGAAGGGCUUGACUUGGCCCAUUAACCUUUCAGGGUCGAUAAAAAUGAGUUCCACUUUGUGGGGAAAGAUAUCUGCGGGUUGUCUUAUCGGUAGACACCAUGCGACUAAUUUCCACCACUGGCUCUGCAGGGCUGUAAACGGGAAAUUAGCACCAAUGCCUCAAUGCCCAAUGUGAGCAGGAAAUAACUUUUGACUUUUUUCUUAUAUUUAUCGUUUCCGAUGCGAUGCCUGGGCCUCCUUUCCUCUCACAAACGCACAGAGGAGCAAACGUUUCGGUACAUGCCGGUAUUGUAUACCGGCGCUUCUCUGAACACCAAACACGCACGUGUCUACCCGCACUUUCAGGAUGCUUCCUAUUCCUACAACGCAACCCUUCUGCAGAGGGGAAACAAAGGGCAUCGAACGUGUGCUGCUGCAAGGACGAAUCGACUUCAUACCGGCUCUUCUGCAUUCAUGCCACCGCCCCUAACGCGUCGAUGUCGCAUCACGGUUUCCAAACUGCACGUGCGUCUCGGUGAUUGCGGCGACCGCUAGAUAUCACGCUCAAGUGGCAGGGCCGCACGGGAUCAAGUGAUCCUAAGUGAGUAGUCCUGGAACGGCGCGCGUGCCGUAGACGAACAGCUCCACCGGGCGUCGUUUGUGGGUCCAGCGUGCCGUGGUCGGCCUUGUAGCAGCAGCAUCAGCGUGAGCGUUUGUCAGCUUGGGGAACUCUGAAGUCCAGGUGGCCGACCUCUGAUCGUGACCUGGGACCUACGGGACGCGGCGGCGUGACCCGUCACCUCGUUUACGGCCGCAAGUGCCAUCCCUUGGGGGUUCAGCCAUCUCCGAGUGCAGUGGCUCCCCACCCCGUGCCGCAAAGCCCCCAUGGGGAAGUGGCCCCCUUGAAACUGUCGCGGAAAUUUGUGUUCACAAAGCAGCUAUUUCUUGUUGCUGCCCAUUGCACAAAUGAAUUAUAUAUUUGGAUGUAUGUUGAAGUUCUUUUGCAUCGUACGUAGCCAACCGUGCGGAUUGGAGGUGCGAUGAUCGUUUAUCGAGUUUUAGAGCCAGGCUGGCCAGGAUUGGGUAAGGAGAGCACCACUUUUCAGCCAGUCAACUGGAGAUCACACACUUAGAUAUUUAUUGACUUCUCACUUUAACAAGAAUGACAUUUAAUAACAUGACAAUUACAUAUAUUUGAAUUGUCAAAUACAUAAUUGAUGUUAGAUUUUUUAAAAUAUUAAUCAAGACAGCAGGUGCAUUCGUUAGAGUGGUUAGAGUGGUUGUAAGUCUGUAAAAUGUUACGGGUGCGCGUGGUCCGUGUAAAAACAUUAUGGUUGAUGGUGACGCGCGGAUCUAGAGUGGCCGCGAGCCACAAACCGAGUCGUCGAAUCUCAACGAGUCUGUGUUUUUUAAAUUGUUCAUAUGAUCACAUGGAGUCACUUUAUAAACAUGGAAUUUACGGAA